GAUGCAAUGCGAUGGCUCGGUUGGCCCACCACUUUCCACACGCAUUUUGGCUAUGUAUAUAAUGCCGAAAAAAAUUAUUUGAUUCAUAGUACCUUCAACAAGUACCAAGUAAUCAAGAUGGCAGCUAAAUAUUUGAUCGUUCUUUGUGUGGCUAUCCACUGCUGUUUGGGAGGCGUAGUUCCCGCAGUCCCAGCAGUUGCUGCUGUACCUGCAGCUUAUUCUGUCCCUUAUGCGUCUUCUUACAGUGCUAGCGUUGUUGACCAUGCCAUCGCUGCUCCAGUCGCCCAGCCUUUGGUUGCUGCUCCAGCAUUUGCUGCACCAGCAGUAGCCGCUCCAGCAUUUGCUUCAUAUGCUGCUUACAAUGCCCUGCCUUAUGCCUACGCUCCAGCACCUCUGAUUGCCGGAUAGAAGAAUCAUUCUGAUUGGAACUUUCAUCUAUAGCCACAACCUUGCUCGAUAAUGCUCCACUUUACAUCUGGAUUCGAGGAAACAUUCAUCUAAUAUUGUGGGCUACACGUCAUUCGGUAGAUUUCACAUCGUUAAUUCAUUUCUCGAACUUUUUUGAAAAAAUUAUCUUUGGUAAUUUCAGUUUGAUGUAUUCCUCAUUUACAGAUGUUUUUGUAUAUUUUUCUCAUGUUUUCUUCAAAAUAAAUUUGAUGAAUUGUUGAAAAAA
Molecule: messenger RNA, 673 nt
Organism: Harmonia axyridis
Lineage: Eukaryota; Metazoa; Arthropoda; Insecta; Coleoptera; Coccinellidae
Product: cuticle protein 16.5-like
Exons: 2
Coding region: 7-408 (133 amino acids)
Source: RefSeq, a predicted model, not a curated record